Messenger RNA from Diospyros lotus (date-plum), 1084 nucleotides. RefSeq names its product proteasome subunit beta type-3-A. Gene Ontology annotation, cellular component: proteasome core complex, beta-subunit complex; proteasome core complex. Lineage: Eukaryota; Viridiplantae; Streptophyta; Magnoliopsida; Ericales; Ebenaceae. The record is from RefSeq and is a predicted model, not a curated record. The coding region runs from base 153 to 767 and encodes 204 amino acids. The transcript has 7 exons. Gene Ontology annotation, biological process: proteasome-mediated ubiquitin-dependent protein catabolic process.
UCGGUCCAAUUGGAGUGUCCUCCAAGCCAGAAAACAUCAAAACAGUAAAUUCACUCCUCCAUUUUUGCAGGCUUUCGUUUCUUCCUUCCAAUUCACUUCUCCAAGACUCUCUCUCUCUCUCUCGCAAAGCUAAGCUUCAACAAUCUUCUCCAAUGUCGAUCUUCGAGUACAAUGGAAGUGCUCUUGUGGCGAUGGUCGGCAAGAACUGUUUCGCCAUCGCCAGCGAUCGGCGGCUCGGCGUUCAGCUCCAGACCGUGGCCACUGAUUUUCAGAGAAUUUAUCAGAUUCACGACAAGGUCUUCCUGGGUCUCUCCGGACUCGCCACCGACGCUCAGACUCUGUACCAGCGGCUGGUGUUUCGUCACAAGCUGUACGAGCUACGAGAAGAGAGGAAUAUGAAGCCCGAAACAUUUGCCAGCCUUGUUUCUGCCCUUCUUUACGAGAAGAGGUUUGGCCCCUAUUUCUGCCAGCCUGUGAUUGCUGGACUGGGAGAUGAAAACAAGCCCUUCAUUUGCACAAUGGAUUCCAUUGGAGCCAAGGAGCUUGCAAAAGAUUUUGUUGUUGCUGGGACAGCCUCUGAAUCUCUCUAUGGUGCCUGUGAGGCAAUGUUCAAGCCUGACAUGGAAGCUGAAGAAUUGUUUGAGACAAUCUCUCAAGCGCUGCAGUCAUCUGUAGACCGUGACUGUCUGAGCGGUUGGGGUGGCCAUGUAUAUGUCGUCACACCAACAGAAGUAACAGAAAGGAUUCUGAAAGGAAGGAUGGAUUGACCUGUUCCCGACAUAGUUUUUGAAGCCCAUAUGUUUUCAACUGUCAUUUCAGUGCAUUACUUCUUUGGUUCAUGCUAGGAUGCUGAAAAUGGUGUGGUGUGUGAAUCAUUUGGCAUCUUUAACAACCAAGGCAUGCAUUACUAUUGCUUCUGGAAGUUGAUGUACCCAAGAUAAUAUAAAUUUGAAUUUCAUAUAUUUAGCUUGUCAGAUGCUAAAUUCGUUGAGAAUUUAAAUUUGCUUUGGGAGUUUCAACACUGCACUGGAUACCGUCUUCUUGAUGGCUUAAUGGAUUAGAUUACAUUGUUGGGUUGUUUUGA